Molecule: messenger RNA, 6061 nt
Organism: Morone saxatilis (striped sea-bass)
Lineage: Eukaryota; Metazoa; Chordata; Actinopteri; Moronidae
Gene: snx30
Product: sorting nexin family member 30
Exons: 9
Coding region: 138-1457 (439 amino acids)
Molecular function (GO): phosphatidylinositol binding
Source: RefSeq, a predicted model, not a curated record
GCGGGUGUAACAUCUCCACCGAGGAGACCCUGACCGGAGGAAAAAGCCUCCCUCCGUCCACACUCACCGUAUCAGCCGCGGAGCACCGGACAGCCGUCACCCCCGACACCCGGCCACGUCUUCCCGCCUCCUGCAGGAUGAGUGUCGGCGCUCCGAGAGGCCUGGCCAGCUCGGGGCAGAAGCCCAUCGCGGAGAUCCUCCACCCGCUGUCCGCCGCCGAGGAGCCGCUCUCAGUCACCGUCAACGUCGGUGGGGACAAGGAAGCCGGGCUGACCAACGGCACGCCGGUCGACACGUCGAGUCCCGCCUCCGCAUCCUCGCUGUUCAACAGGCUGCAGCUGGACGACGACCUGGAAGCAGACGUCCGGGACCUCUACGCCUCCACAGAAACCCGUGACCUUUUUGUCACAGUUGACGACCCAAAGAAGCAUGUCUCCACCAUGGAGACCUACAUCACCUACAGAGUCUCCACCAAGACGACGCGGAUAGAGUUUGACCUGCCGGAGUACUGCGUGCGACGGCGAUACCAGGACUUUGACUGGCUGAGGACCAAGUUGGAGGACAGCCAGCCGACCCACCUCAUCCCGCCGUUGCCAGAGAAGUUCGUGAUGAAGGGCGUGGUCGAUCGCUUUUCGGAGGAGUUUGUGGAGACCAGGAUGAAAGCUCUGGACAAGUUCCUGAAGCGAGUUGCCGACCACCCCGUCCUGUCCUUCAACCCACAUCUAAACGCUUUCCUUUCUGCCAAGGACCUGAACAAGCGUCAGGGUCUGGCCCUGCUGACCAAGGUGGGCGAGUCCGUGAAGCACGUGGCCGGAGGCUACAAGCUUCGGGCGCGGCCGGCGGAGUUCUGCGCCAUGGGAGAAUACCUGGACACCUUCACCCAGAAACUGGGAACCAUCGACCGCAUCGCUCAGAGGAUCCUCAAAGAGCAGUCGGAGUACCUGACAGAGCUGCGUGAGUAUGGCACUGUAUACUCCAACUGGGCAGCGUCUGAGGAUGAGCUGCAGCGCCCCCUGGAGGGCGUGGCCGGCUGUGUGACGACGUGCUGCGGAGCGCUUGAUGAGCAGAGUGAGAACAUGAGCCAGGACUUCCUGCCUGUACUUCGAGAGUACAUCCUCUACAUAGAGUCCAUGAAGAAUGUUUUGAGGAAGCGAGACCAGACCCAGGCGGAGUACGAGGGCCGGCUUGAAGCAGCCAUAUUGCGCAAGCAGGAGGACAGAACGCCAAUGCCAGUGGAGGUAGAGAAGUGCCAGGACAAAGUGGAGUGUUUCAACGCUGACCUGAAGGCUGACUGGGAGCGUUGGCAGAGCAACAAGAGACAAGACUUCAAACAGCUUCUUACGGGCAUGGCCGACAAAAACAUCAACCACUAUGAAAAGUGCCAGGCAGCGUGGGAGUCGCUCAUAACUCUCCUCCAGGACAAACAGACUGAGGAUAAAACGAGUGAGACGAACUGAAACACCUCCUCAUGUCUCCGUCCUCCCCCCCUCUUUCUCUGUAUGCCACACUCUCUCAUGCCAAGGAAAAGGACCAACCGGGGGCAGCAGAUUUGAACUGCCGGACUCUGCCCCUGUUCUCCUGUGAGACGAUUGUACUGAGGGGGAGUCGUCUCGCUCAGAGAUCUGACCAGCGAAGGAGGUAACGAAUGGUGUGUUCAAGGACAGCGGGUGAAGAGGAGAGGCCUACUAUGUACAGACAUUUUGCUUUUGUUUUUGUUCUUUUGUUGUCGUUCUUAUUGACUUUUUUUUACUUCAUAUUUCCAAUUAACAGUGAGUUGCCAAUGCUGCUUCUGUUUAUUUAACCACAGUCUCAGAGAGUGUUCAGUCUGUUCUCUCCAUGUUCAUGUUGAGCCAAGUGGAAGUGAAGGAUGAGUCUUUAGUAUUGCAGAAAACCAAUAAGAUAAUAAUAUUUUUGCGUGGGCGUAUGAAGUAUGAAGCAUUCAGAGCAUCCCCAAGAUCUUUUCUUCUGUGUCCCAUUGUAAAAACCUCUAUAAAUGGAACACUAAUAAUUAAAUCCUCUUUUUUAUCUCUUAAGGGCAUCAUAUUGGCUGUAAAUUUAAAGGACCGUACCCGUCAUUUUUGCAUGUUUCAGCCCCAUAACUUCUUAUACUUGCCAUUACUGUUAAUCAUUUCCCAAAAGUUCCUGAACUUUAGAGUUUUCCUAUUUCCCCUGCAACCGCUGUUGUGAUAAAAAAAAAAUCACCUUGCAGAGACUUUGCAAUCAAAGUAAAAUAUGGAUGGAGAAAGAGCAGGUGUAGCAACAGAGCUCAGUCAAAGCCUGUAAUCAUUCUUUAAAAGGGAAACUUUGUGUUUUUGAUCCUUACAGAUAAAUAGAACUGAAGCAAAGCUGCAUUUAACAGUGACGACACAAGCGUUGCUGUCUUAGUUUAAGGUUGAGAUUUAUCAGGGAAGUGGCUUUUGUUGGAGGUGAUUUUGUGUUUUUACACCACGAAGCUAAGCACAGAUCCACUCAGCAGGUUUGGUUAUACGGUUGUGUUUUGAGUGCAGUGUGGCAGCACCACCCGGUGGUUAAACUGCUCAUAGUUUUCAUUCUUUUAAAACUGGUGGUUUAACAGUGUGUUUGUUUCUCUUGAUAUCACAUUUUUUCUUCUUUAUUUAAUUUUUUUUACCACUGCCCUUUUUACAUGCUGUAGGGAUGUCAUGUCUCUUCUUCAAGCUUUAACUCAGUAGAGGAUGCUGAAGGGCAUACCAGGCGGGUUUAUUCAAUGAAAAGCACACAGUUGGAAUUGAAGGUGAAGACGCACUGUAAUUUAUUCUCUUUAAACAAAUGACAACAAUCAGGUGUCAGCUUUUUAGUCAAGUUAGUUUAGUUUUUCCUCAGUGACACUCAUUUAUAGAAGCUUUCUUAAAAAAACAAACGACAUUGGGAAUGUGGCAUUAUCACACCCCAUUAACAACAUUUGUGUCUUGUUUUAAGAAGAGUAAGUCUCGAAAAGGCUGGCUCUGACCUGAAAUAAGUUAAACAUCUUGUUGCCGCUGGUCAGCAGAGGAGCAAAGAACAUUGAAGCUUCUGGGAAAUCUCUGCUGUGCCAUGUAAACACCUGAGGAGUUGGAUAAAAGCGUUUCGUGAACACUCUUCAGGUCAGAGCCAAACAUUGCAAAAACGACCUUCUGGAGUGAGACACCCUUUACUUUAAAAGCUAAAGUCACUUGUUUUAAGUAAACAAUUUGGUAUGAGACUAAAUGACUCAGUAAGGUGGAAAUGAUUUGCCGUUUAGUUCUGGUGAACCCUCUAACAGAGCAGUUUGACGACAUGACCUCGUCUGCUCAGCUGUGACUCAUGGGAAACUUUUUAAGAAGAUGUAGUAGCACUGCAGCACAUAUAACUAAUAGCGUUUUUUGCGCCACGGUUGGUUCCUCUUUUUUGGUCUUUUUUUGUUUGUUUUUGGCUCAAAAUGUUGCUGAUGUGGCCUUACCUUAAAAGGAAAUUGAAUGUUCUGUUAUACAUCAAUGAAUAAUCUUUGCUGUACCCACUUUAUUGACUGAUUUUCUAUUCCCAAAAUGGCUUACAACCCCGGAGGAUGGAUGCAGCUUUUUGAGAGUUUAUCGUUAAAUAUCCUGGCUAAUUUGAAUGUAAUUUCUGUGAUUUUUAUUCCCUCCAUCCUCAGUCGUACUUCUAGCUCAUUACACUCAGCAUAAAGUAGCGAAAACUCAACCAGUGAUGACCAGGGCAGACAUUUCAACUUUGGUUUAUUUGUGGCAUGUUCCCAAUGUUGCAGCCUCAUAAACAUUUUCCAACAAAUGUAAUGAUAGUUUCUUUAGCAUAAUUACAUUUAUUGACAGGAUUUUUCAGAAAUAAGGUGCUGAUUUGACUAUUUCAGGUCUGAGUUCUAAGAGGCUUUGUUGAAAACAGAAAUAUCUCCAUUGUUUUAGUGGUUUUUUUGAUGUCCUUUAGUCCAAUUGUCUUUGAAUGGCCCUCACACUGCUGUCACAUUACUGAGCCUGUCGUCAGUGUAGCCAAAUGUGAGUGCUGUAAGACAGCGAUGAGAGGAAGUGACUGCUUGCAGGCUGGUUUCAGUACUUUUGUCAGUUCUUUUUAUUUUUAUUCGUCUUUCUUGUUCUUCUCUCGAGCUUUAAAAACAUGAAGCAGCUACUGUUUCUUCUUAUUACCAGAAGUAAAAGAGGUGACAAGUGAAGAAAAUUUAAUUUUUUUUAUUUAGCCAUUUUUAAUGCACCCAGCAACAUGGAGAGAAGGUAGAGGCUACAGUAGGUAGUACUACGGAUGCACUGAUGCUGAAUUACUGUAUUUGUACCAAAAUCAAAUCCACCAUGAAGAGACAGAGUCAGAGGAGUUUAGAAAUCAAAACAAACCUUAUGUAUUGUUUGUUUUAUCACAUAUACUUUAGAAGAAGACCCCUAUUCUUUUAAUCCCCAAAUUACUGCUUUAAAGUACAGUUCCAUUAUGAUUAGGUAACUUUCCACAUUUUCCAUCCUUACGUUUAUUGCCACAACUUAUAUGAACAUACUCCACAAUUAAAGAUAUUUUAAAAACGGUUUAUUCCAACCUCACAGGCUGAGUCACUAUUGUUCAAGUAGCAACAGCAGGAAUUCAGGAAAGUUUAAAGCUACCCUGUAGAGUUUUUGACCACUAGUAGCAGUAAAGAGCAGUGUUUUUGUGAGGGCGUCCCCAGUUUGUUUAUAUCUUAAGGAUGAGUUAGAAAAACUGAAUGUGAACAUCAAUUUGUUAGUUUACAAGAACACUCCACAGGGCACCUUUUAAACCAGGUUGUUUUAUCAGACUAAAGUUUUACAUUCCAAAAUCUGUUAAGCAUUUCAUAUCAGCGCAUCAUCUUGCAAAAAUAAACAACCAGUAGCUAAUGUUCACUGUAACCCAAGUACAUUUUAAAACAUUGACUUAUAGAAGUAAGGAAUAGGAAAUGUAGCAAACAUGAAAAAAAGUUAAGACAUAAAAAGCGACUUCACUUUAAGUUUGGUUUUAUUUUUCUGUAUCAGAUCAGUACUUAUCUGUUUGUUUACAGCCGGGCACUGUGAAUCGUGGCAGUGAUAAAACAAAAAAAUAAUAAUAAAACAGGCAUCGAUGCAUCUGUAGACUUUCCUGCUAUUUGAUGUAAAUAAAGUAAUUACCGAUCUGAGCAUGCACAAGGGAUCAUUCAGACUUUUUGUUCUAAUGGCAAUAUACUGUAUAUUCAAUAUACCCCAAUGUACAGUUGAAUUAUGGUACAGCUAAGUCUAUUUUUGUAUAAAAGAAGCAGGAGAUCAUUUUUGGGUUUCCAAUGAGUAUAUGAAGGUUACAAUAAUAUAUUUCAGAAGGGAUUUUGGAGAUUUGUACCAACAAUGUAAACCAAAAUGAGGAAUGAAACGAUUUAUUUUUUUUUUUUUUUGCCCAUUGGAAACCCAACAAGUUCUCUGACUAAUUUCUUCUUCUUAUUCAUAGCCAUUGUAAAAUCCCCAUCUUAUACUGUGUACCUCCUGAUUUGUUUUUGCACUAUAGCUUCACCCCCUGGCAGAAAUGUCUGCUGAAAAACUAAAAUUGCUUUUUUCUGCAGUUGCCAAAAAUAACAAUAGUCGAGUUGGUUGAGACAUAUUUUACGUCUCAGUUUGGAAACUUGGUUUUGUAAUGUUAAGAAAGGCAUCGUCUGCAAAUGGGGACGAUGAUGGCCGUGACUGUUCAAGCCUGCAAAGAGGGGAAAGUCAGGGGAGAUUUUUGUUUUUCUUUAAUGUACAAAUCAAAUGUUUCUAAGCCAAAUGUUCCCAUCUUUUCCUUUUGUCUUCUUCACGUAGAUUCACACUUGAAGAGAAAAUCUUAUUUGCAACACAGGAUAAAUCUGAUCAAUCAAACCUGUAUGAAAGGUUAACGACUCAUGAACGUGUGAAUCUAGCUUCUGUCUUUUUAUUUCUGUUCCUCCCCAGUGUGUACUGUUUACGUUCAGAGUUUUUAUUGUACAUUUGGAUGUUAAUAACAUCUUGUUGUAAUUAUAAAUAAGCUUGUAUAUUGAUGUCGUUUUGAUGCAAUUUAUCUUUACCUCAAAUGAGUUUUUUGGAUAUAUUGGACCAAUAAUAAAAAUAACGAAUGCAAUUGA